ACGAAGCACCAUCAUCAUCCUCGCGCACCAGUAGCAAAACCGAAAUAGACCCCCCCCCCCGACCAAAAAAAAAACGAUGACGUUCUCAACGGUUCUUCAAAAACAAACCAUUAUUUAACACCCCUAAAAAAAACUUCUGACAACCGAUUACAGUCCGUUAGACGCUCCUGGCUGUAACACGCCCAUCGACUGUCCUCCUGCUCAGUAGCCAUGAUGCUUAGCAGCUCUGUUGAGGUGCCCAGUCCCAUCCACGGUGGCAUGUCCGGUCUCUCCGGGAUGAGGGUGGCAGUGGUGGGGAACGUCGUCCGUUCCUCCAGUAUCUCGGGAGCCAUGUACAGCCUGGAGAAGAGUCCCGGGAGUGGCGGUCGGCCGGGAGAGGUGGGGACGCUGGCCGGAAACAAGAAGAGACGCUCAAGCCUUGGAGCCAAGAUGGUGGCCAUCGUGGGGCUGUCGCAGUGGAGCAAGAGCACUCUGCAGCUCAACCAGCAAGAAGAACGAGCGAAGAAGUUACGCAGUACAAUCAGACGGAGCACGGAGACGGGCAUCGCUGUGGAGAUGAGAAACCGAGUCACGCGACAGGGUAGCAAGGAUUCCACCGACGGGAGCACCAACUCCAACAGCUCAGACGGAACGUUUAUCUUCCCCCCUACUCGUAUGGGUCCAGAGAGCCAGUUUAGUGACUUCCUGGAUGGACUAGGCCCCGCCCAGAUCGUAGGCCGACAGACACUAGCCACUCCCUCCAUGGGUGACGUCCAUGUGGCUAUGGUGGACAGAGGAGGCCAGCUCGAGGUCGAGAUCAACCAGGCCAGAGGACUGACCCCUAAACCAGGGUCAAAGAACAUCCCAGCAACCUAUGUGAAGGUGUAUGUGUUGGAGAAUGGGGCAUGUCUGGCUAAGAAGAAGACCAGAGUGGUGAAGAAGACUCUAGACCCCUCCUACCAACAGGCCCUGCUGUUUGAAGAGAGUCCUCAGGCCAAAGUCCUACAGGUGAUUGUGUGGGGUGACUAUGGGAGGAUGGACCACAAGUGUUUCAUGGGCAUGGCUCAGAUCAUGCUGGAUGAGUUGGACCUUGGUGCCACAGUGAGCGGAUGGUACAAGCUGUUCCCCACCUCGUCUCUGGCUGACCCCAGCAUCGGACCCCUCACACGGCAACUGUCCCAGUCCUCACUGGAGAGCUGUGCCACCAGCCCCUCCUGUACCUAGACAGAGAGAACUACACACACACACACACACACACACACACACACACUCCAACACGCUGAUCCUCAGAUCCAUCCCCAUAACUACGUCAGAUAACAUGAUUUACCAGAACAUAGCAUUAUAGUAGCGUUACUUACUGCCCAAUAUCCCUGUCCCCUGUCCCCUGCCCCCAUCUCAGAAUCCCUGUCCAUCUCAGAAUCCCAGGGUGGUUGAGUGAUUACCCCGUUCCACAUUCCCUGAUCCCAGAAUUCCAACCCCUGCAUCCCAAAUGGAACCCUAUUCCCUAUAUAGUACACUAUUUUAGACCAGAGCCCUAUUCCCUGUAUAGUGCACUACUAUAGACCAGAGCCCUAUUCCCUGUAUAGUGCACUACUUUAGACCAGAGCCCUAUUCCCUGUAUAGUGCACUACUUUAGACCAGAGCCCUAUGGAACCCUAUUCCCUACAUAGUGCACUACUUUAGACCAGAGCCCUAUUCCCUGUAUAGUGCACUACUUUAGACCAGAGCCCUAUGGAACCCUAUUCCCUACAUAGUGCACUACUUUAGACCAGAGGCCUAUUCCCUGUAUAGUGCACUACUUUAGACCAGAGCCCUAUGAAACCCUAUUCCCUAUAUAGUGCACUACCAGAUCCUGGCAAAAGUGGUUCACUAUUAAGGCAAUAGGGAGACAUUGGGGACCAGGUCAAGGCACUACUUCUCAUCCCAGAGUCAGGUCAUUCCUGAAAACAGUUUUUAAACUCUAUGCCAAACUAAGAAGAAAAACAACUUUAUUUUUCAAAACCAAAGCAAUUUUUAUUGUUACUAUCAGUCGUGCUAGUUAUACAGUAUAUACGUCUGGAUAUGUAGCAGAGUCUAUGACUUAGAUAUAAUGCAAAAAAUAUUCAAUAUUUUAAACACACACACACACACACACACACACACACACACACACACAAGCUGGGGAGGAGAGAGACGGGUCACAGUAUGAAGAAAAAUCAACAGGCUUUUUGGAUGUUUACAUAAUCACUAUUAUGUGAGGUAGCAGCGCAAAUCUUCUCAUUUCCACAAGCCAGAGUUAAUAAGUAUAUAGAUAUUAGAUAGCUAAUAUAGAUAUGUGUGUUCGCGCGUGUAUCGGUUGCAUCCUACACGUUUGCUUGCAACUCUUAUUGAGACAUUUUAAAGUGCUAUUUUUAGCUUGCCCUUUAAGAUUCUAAUCAGAUAUAUAGAUGGUAAUUUAUUUAUUUAGCUAAUCAGACACUGUCUAAAGAACAUGAAGAACGUAACACUCUACACUGAGUUUAGGGAGAUGGAGGGGCAUCGUUUCCACAGAGAACAAAGUCCCAACCUACCAGCAUCCCUCGUCAACAAGCUGCAUUGUGGGACACAAGAGGACCAACUGACAAACUGAACCCUCACAGGAAUGGACCUCAAACUUUCCUCAACACAAAGGCUUCUGGGUAGCCUGGGCUGUAGUCGUCGUUCAUUGUAGACCCUGUUAGUGCGAUCCCACAAAGGACUUUAUAUCCCAGAGGUGAUGCUGUAUGCUUCUGCUCCACUGUACAGACUAGAACCUUUUGGAUCAACUUCCACUUGAUUUCCUGUCUGAAGUUUUUGUCUACACUUCCAGAUUUUGACCGAAAGUAGGAGGUGGGAAACAUUGGUGAGAAAGAUGUCUGUGAUGGGAUCUCCCAGCCUAGACAGACACACACACACACACACACACACACACGGAUGCCCCCCAGACACAUAGGACUAAGUCUUAUGAUUGGGUACUGAUGGCCACCUGUGUGAACUUUACCCUUUAACUCCUGAGGUUGUGUGGUGAGGUCACUGCUCUCUCUCAGCAAUGUAAACUCCAGCAGCACAGAUAUAUUGUAUCCUCAAUUACCUUCAAUAACCAGUAGGUGGCAUCUGAUUCGUUCCUGUACAACCAGUAGGUGGCAUCUGAUUCGUUCCUGUACAACCAGUAGGUGGCAUCUGAUUCGUUCCUGUACAACCAGUAGGUGGCAUCUGAUUCGUUCCUGUACAACCAGUAGGUGGCAUCUGAUUCGUUCCUGUACAACCAGUAGGUGGCGUCUGAUUAGUUCCUGUACAACCAGUAGAUGGCGUCUGAUUAGUUCCUGUACAACCAGUAGGUGGCGUCUGAUUAGUUCCUGUACACCAGUAGAUGGCGUCUGAUUAGUUCCUGUACAACCAGUAGGUGGCGUCUGAUUAGUUCCUGUACAACCAGUAGAUGGCGUCUGAUUAGUUCCUGUACAACCAGUAGGUGACGUCUGAUUAGUUCCUGUACAACCAGUAGGUGGCGUCUGAUUAGUUCCUGUACAACCAGUAGGUGGCGUCUGAUUAGUUCCUGUACAACCAGUAGAUGGCGUCUGAUUAGUUCCUGUACAACCAGUAGAUGGCGUCUGAUUAGUUCCUGUACAACCAGUAGGUGACGUCUGAUUAGUUCCUGUACAACCAGUAGAUGGCGUCUGAUUAGUUCCUGUACAACCAGUAGAUGGCGUCUGAUUAGUUCCUGUACAACCAGUAGGUGACGUCUGAUUAGUUCCUUUACAACCAGUAGAUGGCGGCUGAUUAGUUCCUGUACAACCAGUAGAUGGCGUCUGAUUAGUUCCUGUACAAUCAGUAGAUGGCGUCUGAUUAGUUCCUGUACAACCAGUAGAUGGCGUCUGAUUAGUUCCUGUACAACCAGUAGAUGGCGUCUGAUUAGUUCCUGUUCAACCAGUAGAUGGCGUCUGAUUAGUUCCUGUACAACCAGUAGGUGGCAUCUGAUUAGUUCCUGUACAACCAGUAGGUGACGUCUGAUUAGUUCCUGUACAACCAGUAGGUGGCAUCUGAUUAGUUCCUGUACGUGCUCAAACUCAAAAACAUAUUGUCAUCUUGUUUACUGAUAUUGUAUCUUGGACAUUUCUCCUGAUCACCAGUUUUGCAUAUCAUCGUGGAUCUAAUCUGGACACAUUGGUCAGGUCUCUUAGAUGACUUCUUAAAUCUCUCUAAUCUGUUAGGGACUGAUUCCGAUUAAUGAAUUUAUAUUUUUCCUACGCAUGCACUUCUUAGUAUUUGGUAUUUAUACUUACCUUAUUUAGUCACGAACCUUAUUUAGUCACGUAACUUGUACUGCAGGUGUGGCUACCUUGUGCGGCCCUGAAUACAUUUCAUUAAACCGCUGAAAACUCUCCAGCUUGCUGGCCAACAGAUUUUCUCGCGGAGUUUUCGUUCAACAGGGUUUUCAGUACAUUUAUUUUAAAGCCCUUUAAAAUACUCUGCACCUUUCAGUUGAAAUGUUUGUCGAUAGACUCAUUAGGAUAUAUUGAGAGAUCGGGUAUCUGGAUAUUAGGGAUCAAUGACAGAAAGUAAUCUAAAUAUAUGCAUAAAUAAAUAUAAUAUAAAUAAAUAUAUGCAUAUUCUUCUCCGUUACAGCACCAAUUGGUAGAUUUAAAAAUCCUCUGAUCUUGUAGAUCAGUCUAUUUAUUUAAGUAGUUCUGAAUCAUAAAGAGCUAUUUUGGAGAGACUUUAAGCACCAAAUAAAGAAUCAAACGGUGGUUUGAUUCAUUCUGAAAAAUGUCACAUUCAGUUCUUUAACCCGUGGUAAUGUUGACAGAUUAGUGUACACAACAUUAUAAUAGGGAUAAUGUUUUACAAUAGUAGGCUAUACCCUCGUAUAUUGCCUGCACUGACCAUGGGGCCGUGUGAUGACAAGUAUUGCGCCAUGCGUCAUGUUCAAACUGUUACGGCUCGGUCUGCACCCCGCUCCAUAAUUAAUUAUCCUACAUGUCUAUUUUGUAUUAUCAACUGUUACUAAUGAUCCUCAGCAACAACCACACGACCGUGGCGGCGUUUACAGAGGAAGCAAAUUAAGGUAAACUAAACAAUGUAAUUAAAUGGAAUGAUAAUGUAGGCUAUACCAACUGAAGGGAACUAACAGUACAUUGGCAGUUGAAUAAGUGUGGUUAUUAGGCUCACUGACAGUCCAUACUGACGACUAAUGUUUAACAUGAUAGAAAUAGGAAACAGGGAAAGUCGGGGUAGCCUAUAAUUAAGACAGGGUGCCCAUCGCUGCAAGUUAAAAGGCCGUACAAUUUUAACUCUGCAUGACGGCACAGCAUUUCAUCAACGUUACCGUGGGAACGUUGAUAUGUUUUGUUGGUAUAUUUCAGUUUGCUGCCAAAUAACACGUCUUCAUAUUUGUUUCUAGCAAUUAUAUGGUAAACUAGAUCUAAAACAAGUGUCAUUUAUAUUUACAAUCCCCUUAUCCAUUUACCCAGCUCUUAUCAAAAACUCUUAUCAAAUGUUAAAUGAUAGUGCAUGUCCAUUCAUGGAGAAUUAUUAUUCGUGGUUUCCUCGUGUAUAAAGGUGGUGGAAUUAUGAGGGGAAUGUAAGUAUCGGUAGCUUCAUUUAUUCCAUCUCAACCCCAAAACGAAUAUUAGGUGAAUUGACAUGCGAUUCACAUGCGAUUAACAUGAGACUCACAUACAUUCAAUUUUUUUUAAAGUUCAAGAUCAGAAUGUGCAUCGAGAGAAAAGUUAAUAAAAAGGGAAUUACAUUCCAUUCUAUUUACGUUAAACUCGGGUUGGAAUCGGGCAACCUUGUUGAGUAUGGUUUACAUGCACACAAUUAUUGUGAAAAACUCAGAUUUAAUAUAAUAGUUUGAUUUUAAAUGUUUACAUGAUUUGCAAGAAAAAUGUUUGCCCUAAUCAUGUUUACAUGGACUCAAAUGAAAUCAACUUUUGAUAAAUGCAAACAACAACAAACAAAAAAAAUAACAUUAAUAGUCAUUCGUUAUAAACAUCUGACCACAGAUACCUUGUUAUUUUAGCAUAUUUGAUUCUGAGUUUGGAAAUAUAAAGUCUGAAUGUGAAAACCAUUUCUAAAAUUAAUACUUUUUUCGGUGAGUUUUUCCAAACUCCCUUCACUUUUAUUUAACGAGGCAAGUCAGUUAAGAACAAAUUCUUAUUUUCAUUGACGGCCUACCGAAGGAACAGUGGGUUAACUGUCUUUGUUCAGGGCCCGGGGAACAGUGGGUUAACUGUCUUUGUUCAGGGCCUGGGGAACAGUAGGUUAACUGUCAUUGUUCAGGGGCAGAAUGACAGAUUUUUUUCCUUGUCAGCUGGAUCUUGCAACCUUAUCAGUCCAACUCUCUGACCUCUAGGCUACCUGCCAAACCCACUUGCGCAUUAAGAGGGUGGCUUGCGCUGAUACAUGUGCAGAUAAAAUACAAUUAAGAAAUGUAAAUGUCCCAAAAAUUUCAAAGAUUGGCCGGAAAACCAGGUGUUUCAAUCGCCGUAUUCUUACCUCGAUUUUGAUCUUACACCCGAUUUAAGGUGUUUACAAAGACAGCCAUAAUCAGUUUAACUGCUAGUGUGCAUGUAAACACGUACUCAGUGUUUCUAAUGUGUUACUGUUAGUUAGUUGCACUGACCAAACUUUCCUUACAACAAAUAUUUCUACAAAAAUGUUGUUAAAAUAAUCUUUGCAUUGAAUGAUACGUGUGUUUCUGUAGAUACUGACUCAUUAGAACCUGCUGUGGAGAGACACAGACAUAAAGGACAUUCCGGAAUACUCUACACUCUGUUCUAGAAUAGAAUUUGACAUUUUUAGCCAAUUUCUUAUCCCACAGUUUUGUCAAUACUUUACUGUAAAAAAUAACAAUUUGACUUUUUUUUUGCGUGUUCGUUGGUAUAUUUAGUCAGGGAUAUGAUAUAUUUUCCUUUAAUGUUUGCCGCAUAGAGAGAACUGCUAUAUGCUCAUGUUUAUGAAGUAGUUUUAAAUGUACUUUUUUUUUUAAUCUAUUUUUGUGGGCAGUUGGCAUGAAGUAUAUAAAAAAAACUGCUUUUG
This is a messenger RNA of Oncorhynchus masou masou (cherry salmon), 7014 nucleotides long. RefSeq names its product regulating synaptic membrane exocytosis protein 3-like. NCBI's taxonomy places the organism in Eukaryota, Metazoa, Chordata, Actinopteri, Salmoniformes, Salmonidae. The record is from RefSeq and is a predicted model, not a curated record. Gene Ontology annotation, molecular function: small GTPase binding; transmembrane transporter binding. The transcript has 7 exons. Gene Ontology annotation, cellular component: presynaptic membrane; cytoskeleton of presynaptic active zone. Bases 211 to 1203 code for a protein of 330 amino acids. Gene Ontology annotation, biological process: positive regulation of synaptic transmission; regulation of synaptic vesicle exocytosis; calcium ion-regulated exocytosis of neurotransmitter.